ACCAGCUGCUCAAAGUACGGAUCAAAGUAACUCACUAAAGCCAAACAUGGAUGGACGUAUCGGGUUUGUUCUGCUGUUCUGUCUGAUUGGACUCACCUGCGCCGAGCCGGUGAAAUUUGUUGACUGCGGCUCCGCUUCUGGCAAAGUGUCCGUGGUGGACAUCAGCCCCUGCAGCUCUCAGCCCUGCCAGCUUCACAAAGGAAAGGCCUCCAGUGUCAAUGUGACAUUCAGCAGUGGUGUGGAGAGUAAAACAAGCACAGCGGUGGUUCACGGUAUCAUUGCUGGUGUUCCCAUCCCUUUUGCCAUUCCUGUGGGGGACGGCUGCAAGUCUGGAAUCCAGUGUCCCAUCCAGAAGCAGCAGACGUACCACUAUCAGACUACACUACCUGUGAAGUCUGAGUAUCCUGCGAUAAAGCUGGUUGUCGAGUGGGAGCUCCGAGAUGACAACAAACAAGACUUGUUCUGCAUCAGGUUCCCAGUUCAGAUUGUGUAACGAUGACUCAAACUAGCAAUAAUUUUUUUUUUUUAAGACCUCUUUCCCUAGUUUGCCUGACUCUGCUGCACACAUCUUAAGUACUGCUGAAAUAAAAUGAACCCCUUUUUUUUUGUGCUGUAAUCUGCCUAAUGGUCAAUUUUAAGAGUAGGGGAUGUGAAAGAGGGAAGUAUGGGAUUGUCCUUGACUUACAUUCCACUACAGUGCAAAUGUCUUACUGACUGCUGUGUAGUCAGAAGGUACAUUGCUGUACUUUCUUUACAAUACAUUUUCUAAUGUUUCUUACUGAUCUUGUACUGCCAAACCUGUGGAAUUGGAUAUUGUAAAAGAAUAUGAAACUAAGUCCUAAUAAAAAAAAAAUCUAAAGAUG
This is a messenger RNA of Cololabis saira (Pacific saury), 863 nucleotides long. RefSeq names its product NPC intracellular cholesterol transporter 2-like. Gene Ontology annotation, biological process: cholesterol efflux; intracellular cholesterol transport. The coding region runs from base 47 to 493 and encodes 148 amino acids. Gene Ontology annotation, molecular function: cholesterol binding. The record is from RefSeq and is a predicted model, not a curated record. Lineage: Eukaryota; Metazoa; Chordata; Actinopteri; Beloniformes; Belonidae. The transcript has 5 exons.